Molecule: messenger RNA, 3402 nt
Organism: Otolemur garnettii (small-eared galago)
Lineage: Eukaryota; Metazoa; Chordata; Mammalia; Primates; Galagidae
Gene: SLC44A2
Product: solute carrier family 44 member 2
Exons: 22
Coding region: 94-2208 (704 amino acids)
Biological process (GO): choline transport; transmembrane transport
Cellular component (GO): membrane
Molecular function (GO): choline transmembrane transporter activity
Source: RefSeq, a predicted model, not a curated record
GGCCCGGGGCGGGGCGCUGCAGCCCGCUGAGCCUCCCGCCCGCCCGGGCUGGGGUCUCUCUGGCUCGGACUCCCCUCCCCUCCCGCAGCGGCCAUGGAGGACGACAGGAAGGACGGAGCCUACGGUACGCCACAAAAGUAUGACCCCACCUUCAAAGGACCCAUUUACAACAGGGGCUGCACGGACAUCAUUUGCUGUGUGUUCCUCCUCCUGGCCAUUGUGGGCUAUGUGGCUGUGGGCAUCAUAGCCUGGACCCACGGAGACCCUCGGAAAGUGAUCUAUCCUACUGAUAGCCGGGGCGAGUUCUGCGGGCAAAAGGGCACGAAAAAUGCGAACAAACCCUACUUGUUUUAUUUCAACAUUGUGAAGUGUGCCAGCCCACUGGUCUUGUUGGAAUUUCAGUGUCCCACCCCACAGAUCUGCGUGGAGAAAUGUCCCAAUCGCUACCUCACCUACCUGAAUGCUCGCAACUCCCGAGACUUUGAGUACUAUAAGCAGUUCUGUGUUCCUGGCUUCCAGAACAAUAAGGGUGUGGCCGAGGUGCUUCGAGAUGGUGACUGCCCUGCUGUCCUCACCCCCAGCAAACCCUUGGCCCAGCGAUGCUUCCCAGCCAUCCAUGCCCACAAGGGGGUCCUCAUGGUGGGCAAUGAGACAACAUAUGAAGAUGGACAUGGCUCUCGGAAAAACAUCACAGACCUGGUAGAAGGUGCAAAGAAAGCUAAUGGGAUCCUGGAGGCCCGGCAGCUGGCCAUGCGGAUAUUUGAAGAUUAUACUGUCUCUUGGUACUGGAUUGUCAUAGGCCUGGUCAUCGCCAUGAUGAUGAGCCUCCUGUUCAUCAUCCUGCUCCGCUUCCUGGCUGGCAUUAUGGUUUGGGUGAUGAUUGUCAUGGUGAUUCUGGUGCUGGGUUAUGGAAUAUUUCACUGCUACAUGGAGUAUUCCCGACUGCGAGGUGAGGCUGGCUCUGAUGUCUCCCUGGUGGACCUUGGCUUUCAGACAGAUCUCCGGGUGUACCUGCACUUACGGCAGACAUGGAUGGCCUUCAUGAUCAUUCUGAGUAUCCUCGAAGUUACUAUCAUCUUGCUGCUCAUCUUUCUUCGUAAGAGAAUUCUCAUCGCUAUUGCACUUAUCAAAGAAGCCAGCAGGGCUGUGGGAUAUGUCAUGUGCUCCAUGCUGUACCCGCUGGUUACCUUCUUCCUGUUGUGCCUCUGCAUUGCAUACUGGGCCAGCACUGCUGUUUUCCUGUCCACUUCCAAUGAAGCAGUCUAUAAGAUUUUUGAUGAUGUGUCCUGCCCACUGACUGGGAAAACCUGCAACCCUGAGACGUUCCCCUCCAUCAAUGAAUCCCGCCUGUGCCCUGACGCCCGCUGCCAGUUUGCCUUCUACGGGGGUGAAUCAGGCUACCACCGGGUGCUGCUGGGCCUGCAAAUCUUCAACGCCUUCAUGUUCUUCUGGCUGGCCAACUUCGUGCUGGCCCUGGGUCAGGUCACACUGGCCGGGGCCUUUGCCUCCUACUACUGGGCCCUGCGCAAGCCAGAUGACUUGCCGGCCUUCCCGCUCUUCUCUGCCUUUGGCCGGGCACUCAGGUACCACACAGGCUCCCUGGCUUUCGGCGCCCUCAUUCUAGCCAUUGUGCAGAUCAUACGAGUGAUUCUCGAGUAUCUGGAUCAGCGCCUAAAAGCUGCGGAGAAUAAGUUUGCCAAGUUUCUCAUGACUUGUCUGAAAUGCUGCUUCUGGUGCCUGGAGAAAUUUAUUAAAUUCCUGAACAGGAAUGCCUAUAUCAUGAUUGCCAUCUAUGGCACCAACUUCUGCACUUCAGCCAGGAAUGCCUUCUUCCUGCUCAUGAGAAAUAUUAUCAGAGUAGCUGUCCUGGACAAAGUUACUGACUUCCUCUUCCUGUUGGGCAAACUUCUGAUCGUGGGUAGUGUGGGGAUCCUGGCUUUCUUCUUUUUCACACAUCGUAUCAGGAUUGUGCAGGAUACAGCACCACCUCUCAAUUAUUACUGGGUCCCUAUACUGACAGUGAUCAUCGGCUCCUAUAUGAUUGCCCAUGGCUUCUUCAGUGUCUAUGGCAUGUGCGUGGACACCCUGUUCCUCUGCUUCUUGGAGGAUCUGGAGAGGAAUGACGGCUCGGCCGAGAGGCCUUACUACAUGUCUUCCACUCUCAAGAAGCUCUUGAACAAGACCAACAAGAAGCUUGCGGAAUCCUAACAGCCCCCACCAUCCUCCACCUCUAGGGGAUCCUCACACCAGGUGCUCUGCAGCUGGGUCAAUUCUCCCAGCUCCUGGGGUUUACCUGAAGUCCUGUCACUGCCGCUCUGCCCCCUUCCUCAUUAACUAGUUUCUAGGGACCUGGAAAAUUGGGAGCAUCUCCUCCCUGUGCCAAAGGGCACUUGGAGUUUUCAUAGUGCCCCCCUAAGACUGCAGAGUGAGUCUAGUCUCUCUAGCCCUCACUGGCCUGAAUGGAGAAAUCCAGUGGGAUCUCUUGAUGUCUGGGAAGCAAUGUGGCCUGACCUCUGCAAGCUCCUUUAUGCUUCCUGUCCCUCUCUUCAUGGCAAUGGGACAGACUACAGGAAGGACAGCAUUUGUGUCUGAGUGAACUCUGGCUCUAAACUCUUCCAUUUACUGCUGCCCGCCCCUGCCAGGACUGAACCCCUUCUCCAUGGCUGAACAGUUAACUCAAGGGCCGCCAGAAGCAUUUCUUAUUAUUUUUUUAACCUGGGCGUGCACUAAAGGGUCUAUUAGCUUUUUUUCCAUCUGUCUCAACAGCUGAGAUGGGGUCACCAAGGAGUGCCUUCCUUUGCCCACUCCCUGCCAGGCGUGGCUGGGGUGAAAUCUUAUGUGCCCAGGUGGGGGUAUCUUCUGGUUGGGGGCAGGGUGUUGACGGGAGGAGAGGGAGGGAAGGAGACUGUUAGAGGACUGCAGGGGAGCACGCCUGGGUGGCCAGGGUGGAGGAGACAACUAAUAGCUGCUUAAUGGAAACCUCCUGGCUGCGUGGCUAGGUUGGGCUGGAUUUCCCCACUUCCUCUACCAGUUAGGACAUAGCUCUCUUUGUAAGAGAGGAAAGAAACCCAAGGGAUGAUUUCAGGAGGAAAGCUGGGGGGCUGGAUGCCCCAGGCAAACCAGGCUCCUCUACCCACAUACCUCACCUUGAGGACCCUUUUGCCAAACUUGUGAACUCUGGGAACCUGGUUUCCUGGUUCCCCCUUUGCCAUAUUCCAAACGCCCUGCCCCUUCCCCCACCAUCAUGUCUCUGCUCAUCAGCACUGUCCCAGGAUCCUGGAGAGGAAGUAUCCCCAGCCUAGGGUCUCCUGUGUCCUGUGCCUGCCCUGCCUGCCAUCCUGUCUGCACACCCCUGCGUGUAACUGCAUUCCAACCACGAAUAAAGUGCCUAUUGUACAGGUC